AUGAUCCCCUUCAAGCCUAUAGCCCAUCUGUACAGGGACUACCUUCGCCAAGUAAGACUUCUGCCACACGAAUAUCUACGGACGUUCUUCCGUAUCAAGGCUCGUGACGACGUAACGGUUCUCUGCAGCACGAAAGAUGGCAGAAAAUCCAUGGAGAAUAAGCAGAAGAGAGUCUCGAAGGACAUCCGGAAACUGAAAGACGCGAACACUGGUAAAUGGAGAGCCUUUCAAUACGUCCUGGACCUUGCCUACGGCAGGAAAGGGAGACUGAGAUGGGAACUUCUGGAGCCUUUGUUACAAGAUGCCCGCUCGUCUGCCACCCACCGCAUCAUACCAGGAGUCGAGCGCUCCAGGCCGCCGCACUAUUCUCCGGAGCUAGCAGCACUGCUUACCUCUCCGUUUUCUCGUUCGCACAAACCUCUGAGUCCCAAAGACCUCAUUAUCCCGCCAACUCUGCCCGCGCGAUCGGAUCCUGCCUCUGAAGAGGCUCGUCUCCUGGGACCAUUAAGUAAACGUCGUGAAGCCAAUCUGCGCUGGCGUUUCUUCACCGACCAAUCGAAGAAAGUAUAUCCCCCACUGCAGAUACUGGUGCAAGAGCCAGUGCUCACCGACCCUAUUCCGAGGAGUGACAAGGAUGCAGUCGCCCAGGCUGGUAUCCGUGCCAUAGGGUUGCAAGAUUCUGGCGUCUUUGAGGAAGUACAGAAGCUGGCUCUCCCGCCUACCCAGUCGUCUCCAAUCCCACGUAGACACCCUCCUACACCAAAACCGCAGGGGGAAGCUGACAAGUUUUCGCGGUCCCCCGCCUGUGUCUUUCACUCCCCAUUGCCCCGGAGGUUUCUGAGGAGGCGAUACCAGGAACUCUUAGGCCGGCUUCCCAUUUUGAUGUAUAUUAAACCCGGAACUCCAGGGAAUGUCGUGGACAGCAAGAAAUUUCGCGGGGUACCUCGCCCGAGAUAUGAGAUCUCGCUGUCCGCGAGGGCUUCUGGGCCGGCUGUCCCGCGGGUUCACAAACCUGCUCCUUCAAUGGACUCUCACGAGUUGGCAUGGACCGAACUCUCGAAUAAAGAGGUUCGAAAGGACGCAGCAGAUCGAGAUUCAGAACAGCGGACAGCAAAACAAAAAGCAGGGGUAUGUAGCGAAAUCGUAAUGGAAUAAAUAUAACGUGAAAGCGGUCCAUAAGCAUGGUCAUCAUCAACCGUCUUCGCUUGAAUUCUCCAGCUCCAGUCCAUGUAAAUCGAUAACGUACAUAUUGUAAUUGCGAUCUGUUGCUUUGGCGAUCCCAGCUUCACCCAAAGUAGGAUCAACGCCACAUUGCAAACCCAGCAUGGUCUUAUAUUCGUCGAAGUUAUAUGAUUGCUUUUGACGAAUGCUAUCCAGCAUAUCC
Gloeophyllum trabeum ATCC 11539 is the source of this 1384-nucleotide messenger RNA. RefSeq lists its product as uncharacterized. The transcript has 4 exons. Lineage: Eukaryota; Fungi; Basidiomycota; Agaricomycetes; Gloeophyllales; Gloeophyllaceae. The record is from RefSeq and is a predicted model, not a curated record. The coding region runs from base 1 to 1155 and encodes 384 amino acids.